UUUGUUUCUUCGUCUGUGGAAAACACCUGUGUUAUCUCGGCUGGGGUUAAUGUUAAGACAAUUACCAACUAGCAAGGGUGAGUUAUGGCACUGGUAUACGUUUCUCUGAAACUUUCUGGCCGGGAUAGAAACCAGAUCUGAAUUUUGGUAUAAAUAGUGUUUGAACUGUCUUUUUUAAAGAUUACUUUUUUUCCUUUGUUAGUUUAGGUUUGCGUGCUUUUAGCCUUGAUUGUCACUACGACCAUUUUUUGGUUUCUCAUCCUGCAACAGUAACCUGUAACUCGGCUGGAAAGGUUACCAUAAAUUAUUAGAACCUUUUUAAAGAAAAUAAAUAUAACUAUAACUUUGCACUUAAGUAUACCCCUUUCCCAGACUUUUGGACGACAACGCGAGGUCAAAUUUGGGCUUCCAGUGAAAGAUCACAAUAUUUUCGAAGGCGCGCCAACAACACAAAACCUUUACCAUUAGAAUUUCUUGGCCUCUACGUCACAAUGAAUCUGACUUAAACCGGCGUUAUCAUUGAAUACUGCCUUAGAAAAGAAAACAGAGUCGCUUGUAGAGUCAUAUAUAUAUGCGAGUGUAUUAAAAUGCGAGUAUAUUUAAAGACCCACAAAAUGGAACUGACUACCUGGUGGACACUUAAGACAAAGAGUAUGAAAUUCAAUGACCGUAAAAAUAUUGCUUCUAGUGGCGGUUAAUUCCUGAUUUUGUUGCUCUAGGCUAAGUUCUUUUGUCGUUGUUGUGGGGCGUUGUUUUGUAACCUCUCUUUUAACAAGAAGUUAGAAACCUGACUUGUGUGAUCUGGUUUUAUCAGAUUCCUAGUCUAAACAUUGCUCUUACAAUGGAUGGUGAAAGCCUCCUCCCGAGGCUCGAAGUUCAAUCCUCAGUUCUAUCUAAUGCGAGUAAUACCUAACUACUUAGUCAACUGAAGUCAAACUAAAAUACCUUUAGUACGAGGCUCUUGAUGGAGUAUUAGAUGAUAAAUAAAGUCGAUAAUUCUUACUUUUUUCUGAGAUCAAGAGAGAAUAACGGUUUAAUUAGUCUUAAAAUAACUUUUGUGAAACUCACACAUAGCCCAAAGGCUAAUCUUCAUGGCGUAUCCCUCUCUGUCUUUAAUAUUAUUCUCUGUUGCUGAGAUCCAACACAUUAAAUGAUAGCGAAGAAAAGGGCAGAGAAAUAAUUUAACUGAAGGCUGAGAGAUCGAGGAAAUACGGAGGGGAAUCUCUUUAAGAUUUUUCUCAUUAUCUAACUAAAGCAACAGCAAGUUAAAGCAUGCGUUUCAUUUAACGUCCAAUGAUGAUUAUGGAACUCAGUAAUAUUUAUAUGUGAUAUAGGCUGAAAUCUCGGUGCAGUUCGAGUUGUGUGAUGAAUAUUGAAUGAAAAACUUUUCGAAUUUCGAUUUAAAAAGUUUCUAAAAAUGACCAGUAAUUCGUGGAAGCUCUCAAACUCCUUUCCCCUGAGGUUUCCCUUAUUUUCUCUAAAGAAAUUACGCAUUUGCUUGAGAGGGAUGGGCACAAGACAAGAAACAUAACGCAUCCGGGUGUAAGCUAAUACACUGUGGCAAAAUAUCUUUGUCCAGCCUUUGCUUUUAUGUUCAUAAAGAAGACUUCAAGAUCUUUUCCUAAGGAAUUUAAAUCUUUUAUUCUGCGUGUUGCAGUUGCUCAUACUUGUACAACUGAGUUAAUGCAAUGCCUCGAUUUUUAGGUCGGGGGGGGGUACUUUCUUAUAAAAGGCUAAUGGGGAUGUGCCGCUGGAUGGGGUCGCAUUUUCACGACUUGAUAGACUAUUAUGGGGUCGCAUUGUCAAUAGAGUUACUAUGGGGUCGUACAUUUUCUAAUUUUGGGGGUAAGACAGUUCUUUAUAUUUACGGUUAGCAAACGUAGCAGAAUGUUUGUACUGUAGGUGAAAAGUAAAUUGUGCUUCAUUCAAUACAAGGUAAAUACAUAAAUAGAAAGUGACUAAGUUGGGAUCAGGAAAAUUACACAUUUGUCCAAAAGUGACUAAGAUCGGCUCUAUAGUUGGCCACAGAGUAGACUAUAAUAGGGUCACGGGCUCUGAGAGGCCAGCGGCACAUACCCAGCAAAUAUUAACCCAAGUACCCCCGGGUUUUAGGUGAAACAGAAGAAAUUAGUACAGGUAAUAGCAUGAUUUGUAGUGAUAUCUGGCAUUAAUACCACGAAUGAUAUUUCAAAAUUGUUAUAUGUAAUUUGAGACAAUUUUGAAAUAUCACGAGUGGUAUUUAUGCCAAAUAUCAUGUACAAAUCAUGCUAUUAUUUGUUUAUACUACUACCCACAAAAGGUUUGUAAUUUUCACAUGUAGGUAUUUCAAAUUAAGCUGAAAUACCACUGCUCUAAGCCAAUCAAAUUGCAGAAAUUUCUGAUGUAGUAGUAUAAAAGUUAAAAAUUAAAAUUUUUUACCGUUUCAUUAGGAAUUCAGUAAAGAGGACAUGUGGUUCUUUUAUUUAUUGCUCACCAUCGGAUCAUCCCAAGGUAAUUUUUCUUCUGUAAUGUCAACUUUUUAAUCAAAUUUGCUAUUUUGACGUUGCCAUGGUCAAAAAGUUAAAGAGAGUGGGAAAAACGCCUUUAUCGACCGAGUAAAACUCAGGUGCUAUACAUCUCUUUAAUUAAUAAUUAUUUUCCCUACUUUUGAAUCACUCCUAGGACAGUCCAAUAUACGUAUCUCUGGGGGUGGAAAAAUUGCAAACGGCAAGGCCUCGUUAGACAUACAUGUUGAGAUAGCAAACCCCGGGGCUACAGGAGUGAUACCCACUCAGGGACCUCUACAACUACCAACUGGCACAGGCAUACCACCGAUUCGGCCAGCGAUGAAAACAGGCAAACCGCCGAUUCGGCCAACACUACCCGUUCGGCCUACAAUGAACCCAGGCACACCGCCGAUUCCGCCGACAAUGAACACCGGGCCAACAAAGAGCACAGGCACACCACAGCCUGGGCCAACAACUGGGCAAGGAGCCUGGACAGGAGGUAAGUCAUCACCUUAUGAAGCCAUCCAAAAACAAACAAACAAAUCUUAUAUGAUUCUAGCCUAAAAAGCACCAGAUAAUGCGGUUCAGGUAAUGAAUUCAUGAUAACCGUCACGAAUAUAGAGACAAUUCAUUCCCAAGUAAAAUUCUAGGAUUCUACAGUAGUAAGAGUAGUUGCUGUAGUUUGCUUUAGUUCCUGUAGUAUGGUAUAGCCGCUGUACUGGUUUGGUUUAGUUCGUAUAGUUCGUGUAGUUGCUGUUGUUUGUUGUAGUUCGUGUAUAGUUGGUGAAGUUUGUGUAGUUUGGAGUAUAGUUGCUGUAGUUUGCUGCAGUUGCUGUAGUUUGUUUAGUUGCUGUAGUUUGGUGUAGUUGCCGUAGUUUGCUGUAGUUUGCUGUAGUUUGGUGUGGCCGGUUACUGUAGUUGCUGUAGCUUGCUGUAGUUGCUGUAGUUGCUGUAGUUAGGUGUACUUGCUCUAGUUACUGAAGUUGGUGUGGUUGACGUAGUUGCUGUAGUUUGGUGAAGUUGCUGUAGUUGCUGUAAUUGCUGUAGUUUGGUGCCGGUGCUGUAGUUGCUGUAGUUGCUUGGUUAGUGUAGUUCGUGUAGUUUGGAGUAGUUGCUGUUAGUUGCUGUAGUUUGGUGUAGUUGCUGUAGUUUGGAGUUGAUGCUGUAGUUGCUUUAGUUUGUUGUAGUUGCCGUAGUUUGGUGUAGUUUGGUGUUGUUGCUGUAGUUGCUUUAGUUUGAUGUAGUUCGUGUAGUUUAGUGUAGUUGCUGUAGUUUGGUGUCGUUCGCAUUGUUUGGCGUAGUUUGCGUAGGUUAGUGUAGUUCGUAUAGUUUGGUGUAGUUGAUACUGUACAGUUUUAUCAUGAAUUUAUUACUAUAGCACUAGUGUUUUAAACUACAGUAGAGUGCUAGGGUUUUAACUGGGCAUGAAUUGUCCCUAGUAUUCGUGACGGUUAUUGUGAAUCUACUACCUAAAAAAUUGCCUAAAAUCUUCACAUACUACGUUUUAAAUACCUUUACAUGUUUCAUUACACAAUGUACUUAGUAAAGGUGUUUAUUUACUACAUACGGCACUGUCUGGUAUUAUGAGUUCUGUGGUUUAUCUGGCUCGUGGCUAAACGAAACUUGUUGCGCACUUUGAUUGACCAUAUUACGGAAAAGGAAUAAAUGGAAUUAACUCCAGAAAUCGCUUCUUCUUUUUUGCAUUUAAUCCAUUGCAUUGUCUUGAAAUCUGCUUGAAAUAAAAUAGUCACAUGCAUGUUCUUUCAAUUGGUCCAAAAUUCAGUUAGAUUGAGAGAUUUGUAACAAAACCUUGUUCGUUUUGCUGUUACGGAAAACGAUAGAUAGCGGAGCUCGUGCGCGUCGAACGUAGCAUUAUGGAUGAGAAGAAUUGGUUAUCUAUGCAUCCAAGACGUUUUGGUCCGUAAGUACGUCCCGCACCCCUUUAUGUAAGCCUUUAUUUCAAGCACCUGCACGUUUCGGCGGUAAAUUGCAUGGCUACCCUGACUUUUAGAACAAACACAACAACAACAAAGCCGAUUCUUUCUCUCAACUAAAUUUUAAUGUCUACAUUGACGUGGAUAUCAGGGAAAGAGUUAGAGCGAGAGAUAACAAAAACAAAGGAGACCGAUUUCGUUGUAAGAAAAACAGGAAAAUUUUAUAGCGGCGGUGAGGAAAUGAGAAAUGCCACGGCCACCGAGGUAAAAAUGAGAGGCAGCGAACGCAAAAUGAACAGGACCACAUACAACACUUCCUCGAUUCAUAAAACGUGCAACUAGCAAGUUUCUGGAAGUUUAUUUCACGUUGUAGUCGAGCACUAAACAACGUAAACGGCAAAGAAAUGCACAAAAAAGGUGUGCUGCAAGUGAAAAGUUUUUUUUUUUUCCUUCUGCUUAUUAGGCUAGACCUCCUCUGAAUUUUUUGGCCGUUUUCGUCGCCGUCGCCGCUUAGAAUUACAAGAUUUUAUAUUUUGUUUGAUUAAACUAUAAACUUAAUAUGAACGAGAGCUUCGUUUUUAGCCCUAGCUAAAUCUACAAAUUACAAUCGAACGCAUCCUGGUUUUUGGUAAAAAUGGUAAAGUAAUGAAACAAUGUAUUUAUAUGCGAAUCAGGGGCACCCAACGAGAAUAUAGUUCAAAACCACUUAAACAUGGCAUUGUUAAACGUAUUUUAGUAUUUAAACAGUAGAUAUAGGCAUAUUUUUAUCUCCUAAAAAUUUUUUAUCUGCUCGGAUUUCCUAGCUGAAAGUCUAGUGAUCCGAAAAUUAUAGGGAUCAAAACUUACCUUUUCGAAAAUUUCAGCCAGAAAAAAACGGUCCCGAAAAUUCUAGGUGACCUUUUCAGGGUAAAAAUCCAUUGAAGAUGGGCAAUUAUACCAUUUUUUAGAUGUUCGAAAAUCCUAGGAGAGGCAGACAAGCAAGAAAUUUUACAACAAAUGUUCCGAAAAUUCUAGAUCUCAAAUCGUCUUCCGAACAGAUAUUUUCCGAGUUGGGUGCCCCUGGCCAAUCCUUGUUUACAAUAGACCAUUUUACAGUUAUGGGCUUAGUAUCCUGGCCUUUGAGUGAACGUGAGGCUGAAGUUGACCUUGUAUUGGUACAAACCUGCUUCCUUUUAUAAAGGAAAUUAUGCUUAAAAAUUACUGGUUAGCAGAAAAAUAACAUGAUUUACAUAAUAAUGCAGAAAGGUUUGUAUCAAAAACAAGGUCAAAUCCAGCCUCGUUCAACCUGAUACUGUAAAAUGGGCUAUUUCUGAGGUAUGUUCUCAUAUCGCUUUCUAUAUUAGACGGUAUCUUGUUGUUUUUUAGCAUUUACUCAAGAAGAAAAAGCCGGUUUGGCAAAACAUAACGAGUUUCGCCAAAUACACGAAGCACCACCAAUGAAACUCAAUAGAGAGAUGUGCGACCAGGCUAAAGCCUAUGCUAAGAAAAUAGCUGCAAUGGGGGCACUGAUGCAUUCACAAAGGGAAGAGAGGGAGGGACAAGGAGAGAAUCUUUCCAUGGGAUGCUCCACCAGUGGUCCACAGUCCAUGGAAGAGGCUGUGACAAACUGGUGAGUGUUAAACAACCGGUUUUAAAGGAUGUCAAUCUUCUAUCCAUUAUUUUACGUUUGAUCAAGAGCCAUAAUGGACAUUAUGGCUCUCGGUUUGAUGUCAAAACAGGGGCGGAUCUUGGGGGUGGGGGGGGGAGGUUCCUUCGAUGUCCAUUGAAACCCUUUGUACCCCAGAUACGCCUGACGCCUCGAUAAUCCCUUUUUCAACCUCACAGGGUUCAAAGAGCCCCCUCUCCCACUUCCGCCUCUGCACUCAAGAGCCUUAGGACUGAGAAAAAAAACCUUGAUCUUAAUCGUCGGUGGUGAAACUACAGUUUUGGGGGGUACCUGUAAUAAUGUUAGCAAAAUUCAAACAGACUUAUACGUGUAUUGCUUCUAGGUACAACGAAGUCUGUGAACCUGGUUACGAUUUCGCUAGCGGUGGGUUUUCAAAAGGCACGGGUCACUUCACCCAAGUAGUGUGGAAAGGGAGCACUGAGCUUGGCAUUGGAAGAGCUGAAUCUACUCAAGGAUCAAUGAAAUGUGCCUACAUUGUAGGCAGAUACAAACAAGCUGGAAACAUGAUGGGUGACUUUCCACAAAACGUAGCCAAGGGAAGUUUUGACAAAAGUUACUGCAAAUCGGUAAAAGAUGACCCAACGAAACCAAAAUUCUUCGCUUCAAAUCGAAGUGGGGCGAUCAACGAAAAACGUGUCACUAAAGUUGAUGCCCCUGAAUUUCCUGACCAGUCCCCUGACUUCAGCCACAAAUUAAUGAUCCUUAAGAAAAAGAAAAAUUUCGUAGGUUCCUCAAAGAAUCUGUAAUAUUUGACAACUGCAACUGAGUCCAACACCAAUAAAGAGCCUCAUUCCUUAUUAACCUGUCAACUCAGUCCUUACAUUUAAAGCGGCUAUGUCACAAGAAUUUUACUGUUUUAGGUCAAUUCUGUGCUGAGGUCAUCACUUAGCGCCCUUGCCCAUACACCAAAUACUUGUUUAGAGUUAUGACAAGAAGAUAUCAAACAAGUUUUAUCAGGAGGUAUCAGUGUGAGCUGUACCCAAGGGGCACUCCCAGCAGGACUAGCCCCUGAUGAAGACUGGUUUUGUCUAGUCGAAAUAUUGGGCAAAUAAAUUUGUAAACCUUAGCUGAUCGAUCAGCCUUGCCUUCAAUUUUAAGUCUCAAAAUAUCGGCCGGUCAAAGGACAAUGUCCAGCCAAUAUCACCAUUUGCUUUGUCCGGACAAACUUUUAGUUGACCGGUCGUUUUGAUCGGUCAGGUGCAAGGCUCUCAAAAUGAAUAACUCAACUUAACUGGAAAAAUAAAUGAAAAAUCGAUUGUGUCUGACCAAGAGAGGCUCUUGGUCUGACCGAAGCAAAUCAAAGGGUACGAAUACUCGGGAGUUUGAAAAAUAAAAGCAAAGGUCUCUUGGCUUAAACAGGGCAGAGAAAUGAACGAUCUUUGUCACAUUAAAAUUGAAGACCUUUUUGGUACACGUCUGCCCAAACUUCCCCGGAGGGUGCAACUACCUUCAGUAAAAAGCGCUUAUAAAACUGGCUGUAGUCUCAUUUUCUCUACUGGUUCACCUCUCGUUUAGGAUUGCGUUACAAUCCAAAACUAGGAGGUCAUAAAAUUUGAGAAUUAUUAUUAUUUACAUUUUUUAUUUACUAACCUUUUAUUUGGGCAGAUAAUACGGAGGACGUUUUUACGAAUACCGAGGAGAACUGACAGUGGUGUAAUCCCAUUUUUUCAAACACCCAAAGCCAGCCACACCCACCACCACCCGUUUCCAGGCCCAUCCAUGUCUUCGUUAAAAUAACUUAUUUGCCAAACAAUCACUCACUCAAAGUAGCAGUGAUAUGUUAGAGAAACAAUCUUAGAGGGCGCUAACUGCAAUCUGAGAUUGAUCAGAGAAUCUCGAAAUGCUCUAGUCUCGUGAGGGAGGGGAGCAUUGCGUGACUCUGACCCGAAAACGGAAUGGUAGUUGAAACUUGAAACUGCAAUCUCGUGACUGAUUUCCCAAUUUCUUGAAUUGAGAAAUUACGGUGCAAAUUGCAGCACUCUCAUCGUAAUGCUGUCGGAGUUCUUAGCACUCGGCUUCUUAGCUGUGUUUUCAGCGGCAAAUCUUCUACCAAUCUCUGUGAACCCAGAGAGACAAAAGUUGGUGGACAGCUUGGGUCGAGAGGUGUACUUCCACGGUACAAAUGUGGUUGUGAAGAGUUUUCCCUGGCAUCCGGAAACCGAAGGUUUCUCAGAUGGGACUUUCUCCGAGCAAGACAUGCAACUUUUAAGAUCCCUUGGCUUAAAUGUUAUUCGGCUUGGAUUCAUGUGGCCUGGUCUUGAGCCGAGCAGAGGAAAAUACAACGAGACCUAUAUGCAGGUCAUGCAAAAGAUUGUCACGCUGUCUGAAAAAUACGGCAUUUACGUCCUGCUCGACAUGCAUCAAGAUGCCUUCUCUAGGGUGCUCUGUGUUGAGGGUUUGCCCACCUGGGCAGUAAACACUGGAAACGCAAAAGGCUUUCCUGAGCCACUGCAUGACCCGUACGUAAACGAUCCCAAAACAGGCAUGCCGACUGACGAAGAUUGUGCUAAGUUCGUGUGGUCAGAUUAUUAUUUAACCGAAGCGACGAGCGUGGCUUUUCAGAAUCUUUACAACAACACCGAUGGUUUGCUAGACAGAUGGGCGGCAUUCUGGGCGAAGACUGCCUCCGGUUUUAAGGAUUUUCCCAACGUUAUCGGCUACGAGCUUAUUAACGAGCCUUGGGCUGGGGAUGUUUACGCUGAUCCACUGCUUUUCAUCCCGGGUGUUGCUGACAAAAGGAAUCUGGCUCCCGCCUAUGAGGUUCUAAGCAAGGCAAUUCGGCAGCAUGAUGAUCAGCACUGUAUCUUCUUUGAGGGCGUCACUUGGGAUGAUUUUGGGGUCGGGUUUGAGAGCGUACCAGGUGGUGACCUCUACCGCAACAGAAGCGUUCUAAGCUAUCACUUUUACAUCCCGCCCUCACUGGAACUCAUUGAGAACUUCGAGGCGCGCAAGAAAGAUCUCGAGAGAUUACAAUGCGGAGGAAUGAUGACGGAGUUUCUGACGAGUGCGGGGACAACAGCCCCCAUGUUUGAAGCAAUGAUUGCCGCCGACGUCUAUCAGCAAUCAUGGAUCGGAUGGGACUACAAAGCCUAUCACCCAUCCCGCCCCUCCCCGAAAAGCGAAAAGUGCUGUUCGCUAUGGAAUGAAACAGGUCUCAACCAGAUUUACGUUCAAAACACAACGCGCACUUAUCCUCAGGCCGUUGCCGGAAACACUGUGAAAUUUAGUUUUGAUUUAACAACGAAAGAGUUCAUUUUAAUAUACGAAGUAUCCCAAACUUGUAAUUCAACAGAAUCCAAAGUGUAUUUGAACGAAGAGGUGCAUUAUCCGUCUGGUUACAGCGUGAGUGUCACACCAUCCUCUGUCACCUGGUCUUCCCCGGAGAAAAACCUGCUCGUUUUUAAACAUCUA
Porites lobata is the source of this 9497-nucleotide messenger RNA. The record is from the annotation of a GenBank genome assembly. Lineage: Eukaryota; Metazoa; Cnidaria; Anthozoa; Scleractinia; Poritidae.